GCAUCUCUUAAACGAAGUUCUGAACUUUGAGAAGAUUCUUUAAUAUUCAGUUGAUAUAAUGGAUUUUGACAGGGAUUCUGACACCACAGAUGACAUCUAUGAGGUGGAAAGAAUACUCGAUGAUAGAAAAAAGGAUGGUAAAGUGUUAUUCAAAGUGCGCUGGGAAGGUUAUGGAUCAGAAGAGGACUCUUGGGAACCAAAUGAAAACCUGUUAACUUGUCAGGAACUAGUCAAUAGGUAUUGGGUGGAAAAGAGAGAAUCAAACAAAAAACGUGGCAGGAAGGCGAAACGGCUCAAAGAAAUGGCUGGAGAAGAUAGCGAUACUGACGAAGGAAACCGGAAGGAUCAAAACGACGACAACAGUGAAAUGACUGCACUUCCUGAAAAACGGAAGCGUGGCCGUCCGCCGAAGAACAGAAAGUUGGAAACAGAUAGCGGAGCAGGAACAGAGGAAAGCGAAGGAAUCGCUGCUAAGAGAAAACGUGGACGACCGGCGAAGGAUGAUGAACUUUUUCCACCAUAUGGUCCCUCGGACUAUUUACUUCUGGACUUGGAUGAAAUAGCACCCUUGGGUUUAACUCGUCAAGCUAGCAAAGAAAUAGCUCUUGUUUCUCUUCGGAAGAAGCAAGAAUUUAGUCCUGUGGAGGACUCAAACACGGAGAUCCCAAGUGCUUCGGAUGAAACAUCGUCAAAUACGAAAGAGGAAAGAGAUGAGGAUUCCGAAGGAAAUGAAACUUCCAAUACCAAACUAAAGACAGUUUAUUCAGAGCAGGACGACUUCCAAGUUAUAGAAAUUUCAUCCCAGAGCACAGACGAUGAGCGGGAAAAUUUAUCACAAGAAUCUGAGCCUGUGAUAACGAAAGAGUGCAUUGUGAUCUCCUCGCAAAGUGAUUCUGAGAGUGGAGAGGGAAAUUUACUACUAGAAUUGUCGGGGAAUACAAAGUUAAAGAAUAAAAAGGAGCAAUCGAAUGUCCAGAGUGCUGAAACAGGAAAUAACCUUGGGAAAAAAAGAAGGACAACUAGGAUGAGAGAAUCAUUUUCGGCUGAAAAUCAAAACAAAGCAAAGAAAAGCUACAGUGACUCUUGUGGUGAUAACUUUCCCCCAAUAGAUUUUAAUAUCGAAAGUCGGACGAGAGCUCUACAAGAUGAAAUCGAUAACGGUUCACCUAUCCUGGACGAUAACGAAAUGGUAACUGGAAAAGACUUUGACGAACCAGCGCAUGAAACAGACGUAAAUUCGAACGAAGUGAAGUCAUUGCUUCUUCGAACGGAGAUGUCGUCUAAACUUUCAUUGUCGAGAAUGCGAACGUUAAGGAAGUCCAUAAGAGUGAAGAAUCAAGGCGAUGAGAAGUUGCGUGACCACAAUGAUACCAAAAGAAGCAUGGAUUUGUCGCCAACUCUCGAUGCAAACGGAAAUUCAAGCAAAACGGAUGGUGCGUUGAGUUUGGGAACGUCACAGCCACUUGUCCGAAAUUCUAUCGGCGAAAAUAAUAUUGAAGAGGUGAGUAGAAUGCAACGGGACACUGAAAACUCGGAACAUUCUGCAACGAGAAGGUCACUCGAGGGAGAUGUGUCACAGGUGAAUAAUUUAGGUCGCGUUACUAUGAAACGACGUAGUGACAUGGAAAACCGGAUGAAGGGAAAAGCGAAGAGGACAGAAGGACGUCCUAAAUCAAGAAGAGAGUGUAAAAGGCCGCUGUCGACUGAUAAACCAUCUGUGAUGCACCCAAACUCCAAUGUGGCAGGCAGUUCUGCGGGGGUUGUGAACGAUUUCCAGGGAAAAACAACCGACAAGCGGCACAUUGUCGCUUCCACAGCCGCCGCUGAUUUAUUACCAAUGCAGAAUAAUACGAAGUCGGCUGUUCUGAUGGAUGGAGAUUUGAUCGGUGCUAUUAUUCAGGAUAGUGGCAAAGAUGAUGAAAGUAAAAAUAGGCCAGUGUCAUCAAAACAGAGCAAAGGCGAUGGGAAAACGCAGAAUGUUAAACAAGGUGACGGGGAAAAUGGAAAAAUUUUAGACAGUGGAAUGGAGGACAUUUCAGAGGGAGAAGAUGAUUUAAGUGACUUUGAGUUCGACUUGGAUGACUAUUCGCCCCAUUCUUUCUUUAACGAAGUCGAGGAUGCAAGUGUCAGCGAUAGGGCUCCUUCCCCAGCUGUAGAACCUCUGAAUCUCUCAUGGACCGCCUUGAAACAAGCGAUUCGAGAAGGUAACACUCUACUGGCGAGGCGUGCUCUUGCUGUGCCAGGGUUCAAUCCGGAUACUAUCGACACUGCAUCAGGAAUGACACUACUCAUGUGGGCGGCCACUUGUGGCAAGGAUGACAUCGUAAGGCUUUUAUUAAGGAAAGGAGCCGGCGUGAACACUGACCAGAAAACAACCGGAAUGACAGCACUCAUGCAUGCUGCAGAACAGGGUUUUCCAGAAACCGUGCAAAUCCUGCUGGAGUGUGGGGCCCACAUCAAUUGGCAACAGCCUGCAGGCGAGACAGCACUCAUGAGGGCUUGUAAGAAGGGCCAUGAAGAAGUGGUUGGAGUGUUAUUGAAGCAUGGUGUGGACACAAAAGUUCAGUCAAACUACGAGCAGACCGCUAUACAAAUCGCUGUGAGAAACCAGUAUUUUGAAAUACAAAAUUUGCUCUCGGAACACGAAAAAAGCUUGGAAAGUACUCUACAAGCGGCAUUGGGGAAAUGUUUGGGAUCAGCCGGAACUUUACGGCCCCCCUUGAUAAUGCCGUACCGCUGUAUUGCCCCAGGGGAGAAAGACAGGGAGACCUUCCCUAUCAAAUAUAACUCGAACAAGGCACCUCCAGGCACCAAAGUGGUUUUGUUUUGUGUGAAAACUGAUUUCUACGGUGGUGAAGUGUGUCUGAGUUUUUGCGGCGACAAUGGAGUACGCUCAAUACUGCUAAAUUCAAGCAUACAAUAUCCACUAGUUCAGGGCAACAGAUCUGUGUAUCUUCUGAAUCUUGACAGUGAACUACCAAGCAAUGAACUCAUUGUAGAAACACAUCUAGUGAAGAGCAGACUGAUUGUUUGCGCCGCAAACGUGAGCCCAACCAACGGCGAUAGUUGAUGUACAGCCUAAGAGUGUACAAAUUAAAUGUAAUUCAUAACGGUCAUUUUAUAGCCAAGUAAAUUAUUUAUAGGAAGAGAUAAGAGCGUGCACUUCAAAAGUGAAUAUAUAAUUAUAUAGUUUUUAGUAAAAUUACAUGUCUUAGUGUGAGUCACUGUUA
Messenger RNA from Stylophora pistillata, 3230 nucleotides. RefSeq lists its product as uncharacterized. Gene Ontology annotation, molecular function: protein binding; DNA binding. The record is from RefSeq and is a predicted model, not a curated record. Lineage: Eukaryota; Metazoa; Cnidaria; Anthozoa; Scleractinia; Pocilloporidae.